Stegastes partitus (bicolor damselfish) is the source of this 455-nucleotide messenger RNA. RefSeq names its product gonadotropin-releasing hormone 2 (gene gnrh2). Gene Ontology annotation, biological process: reproductive process; multicellular organism development. Bases 11 to 268 code for a protein of 85 amino acids. The record is from RefSeq and is a predicted model, not a curated record. Gene Ontology annotation, cellular component: extracellular region. Lineage: Eukaryota; Metazoa; Chordata; Actinopteri; Pomacentridae. The transcript is spliced from 3 exons. Gene Ontology annotation, molecular function: gonadotropin hormone-releasing hormone activity; gonadotropin-releasing hormone receptor binding.
UGGGACUAUCAUGUGUGUAUCUCGGCUGGUUUUGCUGCUGGGGCUGCUUCUGUGUGUCGGGGCUCAGCUGUCCUACGCUCAGCACUGGUCUCAUGGUUGGUACCCCGGAGGCAAGAGGGAGCUGGACUCCUUUGGCACAUCAGAGAUUUCAGAGGAGAUUAAGUUGUGUGAGGCAGGAGAAUGCAGCUACCUGAGACCCCAGAGGAGGAGCAUCCUGAGAAACAUUCUUUUGGAUGCCUUGGCCAGAGAGCUCCAGAAGAGAAAGUGACAGAUUUCCAUCUCACUAAGCUUUUCUACCUGGUGACCCUUUUCUUCUGCAUCUUUGUCUUGAUUCUGUGAUCCUGUGGUUUUAUUAGUUGUUUUAUUAGUUUCUCCAGCAUCCCAGUUUGUUUCUCUGUAGAAAACAAAUGUGGAAAUUACAAUGUCCCAGAAUAAAGUAUCUAUUUUGAUAUGAA